This is a messenger RNA of Magallana angulata, 1547 nucleotides long. Its product is annotated as KICSTOR subunit 2-like. The record is from RefSeq and is a predicted model, not a curated record. The transcript is spliced from 10 exons. The coding region runs from base 109 to 1464 and encodes 451 amino acids. Gene Ontology annotation, cellular component: KICSTOR complex. Gene Ontology annotation, biological process: cellular response to glucose starvation; negative regulation of TORC1 signaling; cellular response to amino acid starvation. NCBI's taxonomy places the organism in Eukaryota, Metazoa, Mollusca, Bivalvia, Ostreida, Ostreidae.
GUCGCAAGUAAAUUUCCAGUUUAAGUUUUCUGUGGUUGUUUUCACAGGUUAGCAAAUGCUUUGUAAAGCAACUAGCUAAUCGUUUAGAGAGCAUUUCAUUAGAAUAGGAUGGCCAAUGUUGGUCGACUAUCUCCCAAUGGGGAUAAAGAGGAACAGUUUUUGGAGGACUACUUCACAUGUAUCAGUCGUUGUGAACACGACAAAGCCAAAGAACUAGCUGACAAAGAACGGGAUCUCUAUAAGGCAACCUUCGGUUCAUCAUGGGGUUUAUUUUUGUUGUCACUUUCACACUUUGCUGUAGCAGAAAAGAACUACAUGUCUCUUGGAUUUCUGGAGCAGAAAGGCUUCUUCACUAGAUCCAAAGAUACAUUGAAGAGCGGGUAUCAGUCACUGAUGCAUGACUUGAGACGAGUAGAAGAAGCUGUGAAGUCGGCAGAAGAACAGAGCUUUGGAAUGACUGCUAGCACGCUGGAAUUUGAGAAACUACUGGCACAUCUGUGUGAUCAGCUCUGUUUCUUCACACAGGCCAGACAAGAGACAAUCCAUUUUUAUGAACAGGUCCACAUCAUGGGAAUGACAAAACACAUAAAUUUUGAGGAUCUCAGCAUGGUAAUUGAAGAUAUCAUCUCGGUGCACAGCAAGAACUUUCAUCACCCGAUUCUGGCUCCUCUCAAAUCAGUGUUUGGAUAUGAAUGUGACAUUUUACAUCAUCUAUUGGUCGCCCAAACCACGAUGUCAGAAUGGCAGUUUCUUACAUCCCUUUUACACAUUCACGAAGCCCAUACCAAGCUCACUAGCUGGGGGGCGUUAAUUCAACUGAGAGAGACUAAGAAGUCGACCUUUGGGGGCUCUAGUAAGCAUGCCUCACCUCCCGCUCUCUACCCAUGGCUUAACAGAUUUAAAAAUCUCCUUCUGUCUAAAUUUAGUAUUUACUUCUAUGACAUAUUACAAAGACAGUCGUCUCCCCCAGAAAUGAAGUCUUUGAUUAGCAAAACACCAGAUGAUUUUGUAACAAGGAUACAGACAUUUCACAAGAAGACGGAUGCUUGCCAUGUAGCUCUGGUGCUGAACACUCAGGGUCUAGAUGGUGUCUAUCCUGGGGGAUACCAAUGCCCGGGUAGAAUAGUGGAGACCCCCCAAGGACUCAAUUCAUUUCCGACCAUUUUCUCUUACCCUGGGGAGAGGCCAGCCAAUCAUUUCCCUUCUGUGGUGAUGAUGCUUACGGAAGGGCGUGAGAGAGAGGAUCCAACAGCUUAUGCUCAGGACAAGAUACACUACCUGUACGACAAAGGCUCUCACUCCUCCUACUUCUACACACAGGUCGACGUCCGCAUCAGUCUGGUCGUCAUAUUCGAGAGCAAGAAAUCCGAAAAGGACUCGUACGUUAAUACAUUCAUGAACGACAUUGCCACACAUUUAAGAUGUACAAAAUUUUUCAUUUCACUGAAAGCAGGAUCUAAGUGAGAAUUGAAACAGAGGAGAAAAAGUUUAUUGUUUGUUACAAAAAUGUGCAAUAUUGUAAAUAAUAAAAUACUUUUAAUAAUCUA